Messenger RNA from Atta colombica, 711 nucleotides. RefSeq names its product immunoglobulin superfamily member 10-like. Gene Ontology annotation, biological process: synapse organization. Lineage: Eukaryota; Metazoa; Arthropoda; Insecta; Hymenoptera; Formicidae. The transcript is spliced from 5 exons. The record is from RefSeq and is a predicted model, not a curated record. Gene Ontology annotation, cellular component: neuron projection membrane.
AUGCACGGUUUUGGCUCGGCGGACACUGACAAAAAUUCCGAUGACGAGGACGAUGGAGACAGCACUUUUUUUUCAUUAUAGGUGUCUUGGGUGCGUAGACGGGGAGAGGAGCUUCAUUUACUCACUAUUGGUCUCGAUACGUACGCGAGUGACUCCAGAUUCUCCCUAGCCUUUGAGAAACCCAAUGAUUGGCGAUUGCUUUUACGUUCUGCUACGGAACGCGAUGCCGGCCUUUACGAGUGUCAAGUCAGCGCCCACCCACCAUUAAUCAGAACUGUCCAUCUAGCGGUGUCAGUGCCGAAGGUGGAGAUUGUGGAUGAGCAUGGUGCUACGGCUGGUGACAAGUUCUACAAAGCAGGUAGUACAAUAGAGCUGAAGUGUGUAGUCAGCAAUAUACCGCAACCCACUGGCUAUGUCACGUGGCGACACGGAUCUCGUACGUUAAAUUACGACACGACUCGUGGUGGCAUCAGCGUCAAGACGGACAUGGGUGCAGCUGGUGCGGUGUCUAGGCUCUACAUUGCAAAUGCGAAUAAAAAGGACAGCGGGAACUAUAGCUGUGCUCUGGCGAACGUAGCAGCAGCCACUAUAGUAUCCGUCCACGUGCUAAACGGAGAGAAUCCGGCUGCCAUGCAACACGGCGGUACCACGGCCCCGAGAGCGACCUUUAUCUUUACCGUUGUGGUAUCAUUAUCAUCGCUCUUAAGGUGA